Molecule: messenger RNA, 948 nt
Organism: Owenia fusiformis
Lineage: Eukaryota; Metazoa; Annelida; Polychaeta; Sabellida; Oweniidae
Source: the annotation of a GenBank genome assembly
AUGCUAACGCAACCACGAAGAAUUGAAUUGAAGAUCAUCAGCGAGAUCUACAAAUACGUUCGUUCGUUCAGUGCUGAUGUCAUCAGGUGUAGAAAGGAUGGCGGAUGCGAAACAACAACGGCAGUUCUGUCACGUGAUGUCUCCGGUAGUGACGACAGCCCGAGAAUCGCUGUUUUCUAUUUAUCUAAGUUGAAAGAGAUUAUCACUUUCCUGAAUCCGAAAGAUCUUGAUGACUAUCUAUCAUUGACUGUGAGUAUACACAAACUAGGGCGACAGGAGUCACUCGAGGCGGAGAUGUGGAUAUUUUACAACACAGAAGACGACCUUUUGCCCCAAUCUAAAUUUCCACCCGAUUAUUCAGUGUCUAACUUCGACGGGAUACAGUCGGGUAAAAAAACAAUCAAAAUGGCGGAUAAGUUGCAAAAGUCACCACGAAAUCUAAAGCGUGUUUCCAGAGGACGCAGGAGAGAUCUUUAUCGCUCCAUACAAGCGGUGAAGAAUGAGUUUUCCAACUUUACGCUAAGUCUUAUCCGUGCCAGUGAAACUGUCAAAACGUCAGACUAUUGCAGGCGCCAAAUACACAUGGUCGAUUUAAGAAAUGUUUUCAACGAUACCUUCUCCUCAACUGCGAUGGUUGACAUAGGGCGUUGUAGCGGAAAAUGUAACAUCAUUCCCAGCCCCACUCUCAUUUCUAUGAACGCCAUGAUGAGAAACAGGAACGCUUGGAAAAGUCAAAGUAACGAGUUUGAGGGACAGUUAUGCUGUGUUCCUGUAGUACUAGAUAGUUUCCACGUUAUUACCAUCAAAGGACAAUGGCCAUCUAGGCACAUUCUCAACGCUAAUGUUACUCAAUGUGGCUGCCUAUGAAAAGACAAACUGCGUUGGAAUUGUACAAUCAAAUCGUCAAGUUGAUUGAACAGUUGCCCCGUGUUCCUGUAUAGCUGACGC